AUGCAGUCCCUACGGAAAGCCGCCCUCGCGUUCCUCGCGUCGGCCACUCUGCUCCCCUCGUCUGCCAAUGGACAAGAGCUGGCCGACCAAGUCUUUGCUGCCAUCGACGCCAAGAACGAUGGCCUGAGAACAAUCAACACAGAGAUCUGGGAAAACCCGGAGAUCGGGUACCAGGAAGUCCACGCGCACAAGGUCCUCACAGACUACCUCGAGGAGCAGGGAUUCAACGUCACCCGCAGCGCCUACAACCUGACCACCGCAUUCCGGGCCGAGUUCUCCAACGGCCCAGGACGCGCCGUGUCGUUCAACUCCGAGUUCGACGCCCUCCCGGGCCUGGGACACGCCUGCGGACACAACCUCAUCGCCACCGUCGGCGUUGCGGCCGCCAUUGGCGUGAAGGAGGCACUUGAGAACGGCAACGUGAAAGGCUCGGUGGUACAGGCCUGCAUCUACUCAAACUUUGAGCAGCGAGCUAACGCCGCGGGAUACUGUAGCCUUCUGGGUACCCCCGCAGAGGAAGGCGGCGGUGGCAAGGUCAAGAUGCUUGAGGCUGGCGCGUACGAUGGCCUCGACUGCAGCUUGAUGGCCCACCCAGGCAACAGCAACUACGCUGCUUGGGGCAGGACUCUGGCCUCUUGGCGAGGCAAUGUCUCUUGGACUGGAGUUGCCGCCCACGCUGCCGCAGCCCCUUGGGCCGGCCAGAAUGCUCUGGACGGCUUCGUUGCUGCGUACCAGAUGGCCGGUCUUUUUCGCCAACAGCUUCAGCCGUCUGACAGGAUUCACCACGUCGUCACCAAGGGAUGGUCCGUGGCAAACAUCAUCCCCGACUACAUUGAGAGUCAAUGGGGCGUGCGAGGCAACACCAGGCAAGUCCGCCACCGUCGGAUUCGUGUUGAAUCCAUCCUGUACGCGUCCGGCAACGGCACGAACACGACGGUGGAGAUCUCCGCCUUCCAGGACUACUGGGACCAGAACCCGAGCUUCCAGCUGGCAAGCACUUUUUACGAACACCAGAUGAAGUAUCUCAACCCGGCCGAUGACCCGGAGACGGCCAACUUCACCGUGUCUUCCCCCGAGGACUCGCGACGGGAUGGGGGAGCUUCUGCUUCGUCUGAUCAGGGUAACGUUUCGUGGUUCCUCCCGGCUAUCCAGGUCGGCUUCCCUGUCGGCGGGACUGCUCCGGUGCACAACGCGGGUUUCCGGGAACUCGCCGGAACUGAGUUUGCCCACGAAUCAGCCAUCCAGACUGCCAAGAUCCUAGCAUUGACCGGUCUCAAAGUCUUGCAGAAUGAGACGUAUGCGGAGACCAUGUGGGAGGAGUGGAGAGCCAUGAUCGAAGAGGUUUCCAUUGCUGUAUGA
Messenger RNA from Colletotrichum higginsianum IMI 349063, 1359 nucleotides. RefSeq names its product Aminobenzoyl-glutamate utilization protein B. The coding region runs from base 1 to 1359 and encodes 452 amino acids. NCBI's taxonomy places the organism in Eukaryota, Fungi, Ascomycota, Sordariomycetes, Glomerellales, Glomerellaceae. The transcript has 7 exons. The record is from RefSeq and is a predicted model, not a curated record. Gene Ontology annotation, molecular function: dipeptidase activity.